AUUGUAAGGCUAUUAGCAAUAUGUAUUAUUCGUAUAUAUUGGAAGGAAUUUACAGACUUCAAAAGAAGAUUAUCAAAUAUUACUCGCUGACAUAGCAUUUUAACUUAUUAUUAUCAUUAUCAUUAGUAAUCAAAUCUUUUGUAAGGCUUUGCGAAUAAUUAUCUCACCGAUUUAAUCUUUUUUAAUACGAUUACACAAUACUAUCGAAUUCGUAUGCCGUGUUUAUAGAUACAAAGUGUUUGGUAAUCUACGCCUGUAUACACAUACAUUCAUACACACUCACACACACAUAGAUGCAUAUACAUAACAUGAUUAGGACACAUUAGGUACUUUAGAGAAAUAUAUUAUAGAAGCGAUCACAUAAUGUAUGUAUGUAUGUAUGUAUGUAUUAUAAUGUAUGUACCUGUGCGUGUGUACGACGUAUGUUGCAUGCAUGUAUCACAGGCGUUUUAUAGUAGAGACUGCUAGAAGGAGCAAUUGGCAUUGGAAAAAAAAGAUAAAAAACAAGCCAGCAAAAAACCUUUGUGUGUUCGUAACAAAUAUCUGCUGCAAAUUUUACAUGCGGCUAUAUCUUCCACCAUCUCUGGAAGAUGUAUACCUAAGUGUUCACUGUGGUUCAUAGAAAAUUGUGGCAACGGACUGCAAAAAAAAUAGUCACUUAAAAUACAAUUGUGUUUUAAAGCGGGAAGUUGAAAGUAUGAAUCUGUUUUUCGGUACACAUCUACAUACAUCAUUGUAAUAUCCAAAGAGUGACAGAGUUGACAAAUCGGUUUACAAAAUUUUUAACUGGUGCACCCGUAUUGGGCAUCGUGCUCAAUAUCUUUUUUCGGUGCUCUAAAAUGAAAAGUCGAGUAAACGUCACAUAAACAUCAAGUAGUAGUACUUCAAGACGCUUUAAAAAUACGAUGCGACAUUGUAUGUAUAAAAAUUUUUUCUUGCGUUGCCGAAUUAUCCUGAUCGUGUAUAUAUAUGUAUAUAUGUACAUGUAUAUAUGUACAUGUACAUAUAAUAUAUACAUAUAUAUAUGUAUAUAUAUAUAUACACAUAUAGAAGGGUUAUCACAUACACACACACACACGUGUUAGACUGUGAGAAAUUAUAGUUAUCGUAUUAUUUAAUAUAUACCCCCUUCUCUAUAUAUGUCAUUAUACAUUUGUAGUUAUAACGAGCAUUGCCAAGCAUGCUAGAUACACUGCCGAAAUUUCUAUAAAUUAAUUUUAUUAUUGAUCACAAUUAUUAUUUAUUGUUUUUAUUGAGAUAUUUUAAUACUAUUACUAUUUGUAAAACAAGUAUAACGUUUUUUCUCUUUCAUUUCUACCUUCCCGCAUUUAACGGUUUUCUAGCGGUAUUUAUAGAAUAACGUUAUAAAUGAAGCGAUUGCUCUCUCCUUCUCUUUCUCUCUGAUUAUUAACAUAAUUAUCAUUAUUUCUUUUGGCUAAUAUGCGCGAAACAAAACAUGACUAUCGAAGUCUGAUAAAAUGAUAAUGAUUUGGAGAGUGUAGAAUCUAAGAAAUCAAAUUGUCAAUUAAAGGCAAAUGUGCGACUAUUGUUGCCUAUGACAUGCUACACAUAUCAACGAUAAAUCAAUUUUUCACUGAAAAUUAUAUCGAACAGGUAAUCUAGGUAAAUCACAAAUUAUAUAAUUACGACUCAAAAUCAAUGUAUAAAAUAUACACGUACAUAAAAGAUAUGUACAUAUAGAGAUGUCACUGACACUACGGAUGUUUUUCAAUACAGGUGCCAGCAUGCAUUUUGUACGCGAAUUUCUGAACUGAUAAAAAAAUAUGCGGGUUUUAUAACACGCGCAUAUGUGUGUAUAUGUAUUUAGAAAUAUAUAAAGAGACGUUAACAUUAUAAUCUUCCAACUACUCUUGAACUUGAAAUAACAUGAGGUAAAGAGCAUGUCGUCCUUCGUAUUAAUGCUGUUGAUGAUUUUAUUGAACGAAGCGUAUACUUAUAAUACGCAAGACAGUGAAGUGAUAUUGCUACCGAUAUGGGACUCAAAAAGUGCACUGGAGAUUCCUUUAACUUUUAAAGUAUUCGGGCAAUUGAUUCAGCUGAGCCUACGUAGAAACGACAAAAUUGUAUCGUCCGAGUUUCAAGUAUGGAAACAUAAUGUUAGAGGCGUCACGGAAGAGUUGUCGCAAUUAAAUGCCCCAGCUCCUUGCUAUUAUCUUCAUCAGGAUCAUAUUGGCUCUGCGGCCAUAAGUUUCUGCCAAGGACAUGGCUUGCACGGACUUGUCUUCCUGGAGAACGUCACGUUGGAGAUCACGCCGUUACGAAAGAGUAUCGAGUCUUCACCCUUACUCGACGAUGAUCUGUAUGUGAAGGAAGACGCCGACCUUCCUGGUGAACCUCAUGUGGUCAGACGAUCACCCAUCCGAACUCCGAAUCUCGAGAUUCCAAAGCGGACACGAGCUACAAAAGAACGGUUGACGUUAGAACUUUCUGUCUUCUUCGACGAAGCAGCAUAUCGUUUGUUCUCACCCUUCCUGGACGGAGACGAUGAGAAGAUUCGCGAUAUGUUGUUAGCGUACGUGAACGGCAUCCAAGCUUUGUAUCAUCAUCCGAGCCUCGGUGUCUCAAUCGACAUCUCGUUGAUACGUCUGGACGUUAUGGAGAGGCAACCGCUGGACCUGCCGCACUUUGGCGGCGAGAGAGGCAGCCUGUUGAAUUCGUUUUGCUAUUACGCAAACGCUCGUAAUCCCACGGAAGAUACCCACCCGCGCCAUUGGGACAUGGGUCUCUACGUGACCGGGUUGGAUCUUUACGCGCUCGAGAACGGGAGAAGAAACGGCGCCACCAUGGGAUUAGCCACCGUCGGUGGUCUAUGCAUUCCGCUUUAUUCCUGCGUGAUAGCGGAAUUGGGAGUCACGGAUCAGCUCGGGAAACCGUAUCCCUCCGCGGGCUUCACCUCGAUUUUUAUCGCCGCUCACGAAAUCGGCCACAAUCUAGGAAUGCAUCACGACUCGAGCGGCAACGCGUGUACGAAGGACGGAUACAUAAUGUCUCCCAGUAGGGGUGUUCGAGGUGAGACGGUUUGGUCAGGUUGCAGCCGCGAGAUAGCCGAGACUCUCCCACGGACGAAGCCUUGUCUCCUAGAUUGGCCCGAGCCAGGAAACACCUCGGAUGCGGCUGCAUAUGACCAUUAUUCGCGUUAUCGCGACCUACCCGGAAGAGAAUGGACCGCCAAAAGACAAUGCGAAUUGCUCUUACGCGACAAGGAUGCGGACGUCGUCACGUUGUUUCAGUCUUGUCAAUCCCUGCGAUGCGAGACACCUCACAGAAGCGGAUAUUACUUCGCGGGACCGGCGUUGGAUGGAACUCGCUGCGGACCCGAUAGCGAAUGUCGUGGCGGAGAAUGCGUGCAGGUUCUCGAUCAGCCGUCUGACAGCAAAAGAGGCAGUUGGAGCGAGUGGAAGGAAGGUUCCUGCAGUAGUGGUUGCUUGCAACAGUCCAGAGGCGCUCGAAUUAGACGACGAUUUUGCGAAGAUCGGGGUCAUAGAAGAGAGGCGACGAGCUGCAAAGGGUCGCAUUACGAUGUGCUCCUUUGUAACGACGAUAAACUUUGCGGAAAGAAACGCAGAACGAUCAGCGAGUUCGCCACGUUGAAGUGCGCCCUUUUCAGCGAGAAGCUGCCGGAAUUGGAUGGUGCGGCGAAGGGAUUGCAGGCAGAUCACGAAGCUGAUAGACCAUGGAUGGCCUGCGCGAUAUUUUGCCGACGAAGGGACAUCGCUGCUUAUUACGCGCCGCGCGUGGAGUUAAACGAUCUCGGCCUCGAUCCGUAUCUACCCGAUGGAACGUGGUGCCACGUCGAGGAGGGCCGGGAUUAUUUCUGUCGUCAGCAUCACUGUCUGCCGGAGAACUUUCUAUUCGAGAAAAAAUCGCCGAGCAAGGAUUAUCGGUACGAGGAGGAAUUGGGGCCGCAAAAUGCAGGGAAUCGUCUCGGAUCGGUUAACCGACUCGUCAAGUAUCUAACGUCAGGCCCAGAUGGUUUGCCGUUAUUGACUUCCGUGUCACGCAACGUUACCUCCCCGUCCGACGAAGAUGAGUGGAUUGACAAAGAUUAUAUCGAAUUACCCGCAUUCGAAGCGAGCUUUUCCAUCGCUUAUUAAUAACGGCGAAAGAAAAAAGGAAAAAUGAAUCAGUAGUUCUUAGUCAGUAUUUCGACACGCUUCCGGGGAGGGGAAUAAACGCAGAAUGAUCGUGUUCUCUCGUUCCAUAUGAGAAAGCGCCUCGAGAGAUAGCACGGGAGCGAUGACGUCAUCCCCUUCCCCCUACCUUGCCGUCUAUUUUAAGAGUGUCCCGAGUAUUAUAUUCGUAUUUAUAUAGAAGCAGGACGGGGAGACUUGGUAGAUAGAACGAUCGUCUGAUAAUCGGUAGGUCUUGAGUUCAAUCUCGACUCGUGUCACCCCACAUAAGGUAAUGGAUACAUUUAAGUAGGAUUAAAAAUAUCUGUGAGAAGGCAGACCCGCUGUUUUAUUAUACAAAGUAUGCAAGAUGAAAAAGCGUGGUACUGCAUCUUAAAAGAAUGGAAAGGCUCUUUUUCUAGGAGCGAGAAGCAGGAGAAUUAAAGGCAAAAAAUAUACGUAUAUAACUCUUAUAAUUUAAUAAUUUUCAUAUUAUUUAGCGUACAAAUAAUUAAUAAACUGUUAAACUUAGGAGCACGUUAUAUAACGGGACGAUCGGUUAAACGAUCGGACUUAUUAUAAUUCGUCUUAAUGCUUAAUAUAAACAAGAGUUUUCCUCUAUUAGACAAAAUGUACGUACGAAAAAAAAAAGAAACAAUGUAUGUACAAGACCCAUUGCGCAAUAUUCACAAAC
This is a messenger RNA of Camponotus floridanus (Florida carpenter ant), 4824 nucleotides long. RefSeq names its product A disintegrin and metalloproteinase with thrombospondin motifs adt-2 (gene stl). The record is from RefSeq and is a predicted model, not a curated record. NCBI's taxonomy places the organism in Eukaryota, Metazoa, Arthropoda, Insecta, Hymenoptera, Formicidae. Gene Ontology annotation, cellular component: extracellular matrix. Bases 1902 to 4115 code for a protein of 737 amino acids. Gene Ontology annotation, biological process: extracellular matrix organization; proteolysis. The transcript has 5 exons. Gene Ontology annotation, molecular function: metalloendopeptidase activity.